Molecule: messenger RNA, 1280 nt
Organism: Bubalus bubalis (water buffalo)
Lineage: Eukaryota; Metazoa; Chordata; Mammalia; Artiodactyla; Bovidae
Gene: AP4S1
Product: adaptor related protein complex 4 subunit sigma 1
Exons: 6
Coding region: 402-836 (144 amino acids)
Biological process (GO): vesicle-mediated transport; protein transport
Cellular component (GO): intracellular membrane-bounded organelle
Source: RefSeq, a predicted model, not a curated record
GUGAUACGGGAAAAGGUGGUAAAAUCCCCAACCCAGUCCCUCUCCUAGGGCUCUCCAUCUUAAGAGGCACAAACAGGAGCCAGCGCAGUGCCCGACAGCCCCACGCCGGAUUCUCCCACAGAGAGGAACUCGGCCCCAAACCCCGGAGGCCCGCGCAGAACGCCUCCGGAGGAGCCCCCGCAGACGCCAUACUAAAAGCCAAAAUGGCUGCUCCAAGGAAGCCCGCACCGCGCAGCCAGUGAGGUCUGGGUAACAAGCUUCUGCGGGAAAGGGGGAGGGGGGUUCUAGGAAGAGCCGUCUCCAGGACUAUCGCCCCCCGAGCCGCACAGGUUCUGGUUACAGCCACCCCUUGCCAUAUCUUUUGAAUUAUACUUGGAAAAAUAGUGGCUAGAGGAAAAAAAAUGAUUAAGUUUUUCCUCAUGGUGAAUAAACAAGGGCAGACCCGACUUUCUAAGUACUAUGAACAUGUGGAGAUUAAUAAGCGUACGCUUCUGGAAACAGAAGUCAUAAAGAGCUGUCUCUCUCGAUCCAAUGAACAAUGUUCUUUCAUUGAAUAUAAGGACUUUAAGCUGAUAUACCGGCAGUACGCAGCUCUCUUCAUUGUGGUUGGAGUUAAUGACACCGAGAACGAGAUGGCAAUUUAUGAAUUCAUCCAUAACUUUGUGGAAGUUUUAGAUGACUACUUCAGCCGAGUGAGUGAACUAGAUAUCAUGUUUAACUUGGAUAAAGUACACAUCAUUUUGGAUGAGAUGGUGUUAAAUGGCUGCAUUGUGGAAAUGAACAGGGCAAGAAUUCUUGCCCCUCUACUAAUUCUUGAUAAGAUGUCAGACAGCUGAAAACAGAGAGGCUCUGCCAGACAACAUCGGCUCAAAGGAAACGAGAAUACCAUGGAGCGCCUCUCAACAUCGCUGGCCCACAAGAACCUGGAAGACCAACACUGCAAAAUGGGCUAUCCUUCCAAAGACUUUUAAACACGUGUUUUCCACAGUUCCUAAACGGAAAACAAAAGUGUAUUUUAAAAUACGAUGUACAAAGAAAAAUUUUCUCUAAACAGAGACAAGUUUUAUUUUCUGACCAUAGCAUUUUUUUUUCCUCACUUGUUUAGAUUUUGUGUAGUACUAAGGGCAACUUUUUGGUAUCUGCUUGAAUUUGUGAAGAGAUAAAUUCAGGAAUAGCACCACCGGGUGGGAAGAAAAUGAGAGAGCCCUCCGUUGGCCAACAAACUGUUAAAAUUCACUUGAACAUGCAUAGCACUUUGAAUAAAAGUUUUCUGAAUGCUA